CGCAAAGAUUGAAACUCGGGGCUUUUCAGCAACGCAUCAGUGACACUCAACGUGAUUUGAGUGAGGCUCAAAUCGCAAAGAUUGAAGAUAUGAGCAAGGAUCAAUACAAAUUUCGCAAACACGACAACGAAGAGCAGUAUAAAGUUAACGUGAAGGUUACGAGGAAACUCAAGGAGGCUGACGCAAUUCGAGCACCAGCACAAGUUUUGGACCACCUUUGCAGUCACAGGAGCCGCCGAGAGCUACGCGUUUGUUCGCUGGCAGGAAGCCUGGCUCGUGUUUCGCCUGUGGCAAGGCGGGGCACUGGAGGGCUGAGUGCAGAGAGAUGGGCGGCGAUGCCUCACAGAAAGCAAAAUCUAGGUAUCCAGGAGAGAAUUCAGGGAGAGAUCGAGGCAGCUGGGAUUAAAUCGGACAAGUUUUCUGAGCUUUCCAGGAUUAUGGCUCAGCAGAUGUUGGACGCUAAGAGUGAAAGCACUACAAAGAGGUAUUGUUCGGGUUUUGAUAGAUGGAAGACAUUUAUUUUAGCGGAAGGAGGUGAUCUUUUACCAGCACAGCCGAUUCAUGUCGCUUUAUACAUUUCUAGUUUAAUGAAUCAAGGGUCUUUAGUCAGUGUUGUGCAAUCCGCUUUAUAUUCAAUUAAAUGGGCACACAGUAUGAUUGGAGCAAGUGAUCCUACUGAAAAUUAUUUUGUUAAAAACUUGAUGGAGAGCGCAAAAAGGCAAUCAUCGAAACCGAUUGUGAAGAAGGACAUAGUGACAUCUGAGCAAAUCAUUGAAUUAUGUGAAAAAUACAAAGGGAGUAAAGCCAUUGUAGUGUGGAGAGAUCUCGCUUAUAUAGUGCUUAGUUAUUCUGGUUUUUUGAGAUCUGAUGAAGUAUUAUCUUUAAAGGGAGCUGAUAUUGAAUUUCAGGAUGAUUUUAUGUUAAUUCAUAUCCGUAAGAGCAAAACGGAUCAAUAUCGUCAGGGUAAUUCUGUCGUAAUUAGUAUGGGGCAGACGAGUGCUUGUCCUGUUAGCGUCUUGAAAACUUAUGUUGAAAUGGGGAACAUAAAUGUAGCUUCAGGGUCUGAUGAGUAUGUUUUUAGACCAUUGUAUUGUAACAAAGGAAAAAAAAAGGGGCUAACAAAGAAAAACAAGCCCAUUAGUUAUACAAGGGCCCGUGAAACAGUUUUGGCCCGGUUACGAGAAGUUUGCGGUACUGCAAAUUUAGGUCUUCAUUCUUUAAGAGCUGGUGGAGCUACGGCAGCGGCCAGGGCUUCGGUACCAGAUAGGAUGUGGAAGAGACAUGGAGGGUGGAGAAGCGAAAAGGCCAAAGAUGGCUAUGUUGAAGAUAGUAUGGAGCAUAGGCUAUUGGUUUCUAAAUCUUUACAUUUGUAGGAUAUUCAUGUAUAUACAUGUGUUUCAUAUGGUUAUGUUUUUAUUUGGGUUAAAUAUGGAUUGAGGAAAUCAGUUAUUUUUUUUAUAUAUAUGCAAAUCACACUACCGGUACUUUAUUAAAUUGGCUGAAAUGUAUAAGUGUUGAAAAGCCAUAACUUUGAAGGAGUAUAUUAUAAUAAGGGUUCAAUUUGUUUUAUGCAUCAUGCAUUUGGAAUUGAAAUUCACAGGUUUCAUAGGCUAUUAAUAUUCACAUAAAUGAAAGUGUAUGUAACAUGAGUCGUGAUGUUAUUUGGCAUAUAAGGUAGUCGUUUGAAAAAUCAUCAAAGAUAAUACUAAUAUUUGGUGGGAGUAUGGUUGGAAAUUUUUUGAUGUACAUAUUAGAUGACGAUAAAUCUAAUUUGUUUUCUGUGGCAGAGUUUAUACAUGAGCACUACGAUAAUGUCUAAAUUUGUACGAAAAUCAGUAUAGAACAUUUUAGAUAUAAAUGUUUAAUUUGUUUUCAUAUUUUAAUAAUUGCCUUUAAAAAUGAUUUUUUUUUAGGCUAAGGAUUAUUUAUUUUGUUAAAUUGGUAUUGCUGCAGAUACAAUUGAGUAACUUUUAGGUUUUCUCGUGAAUUUCCUCAAGCUCGUUAUAGCUUUUGUUCCCGUUCUUUGAAAUUCUAGUCGUCCCACAAGCUAUCCCUCAAUAUAUAUUGUAUAUUGUGUAUUUUGUUUUGGUUGGUUGGGAGGGAUGGAAGUAUAAUGUAGGAGUGUAGAGAAAUGGCGUUUUUUGUUUCGGAUGUUUGUAAGAUGUUGAUUUAAUAGAGAAGACUAUUAUUUGCCUGCGGUACGUUUGUAUAGCAGGCAAAUGUUGUUUUAUCGUUUUAAUGUAUUCAUUCUUACGCCGUGGUCCGGCGCCUUGAUUGAAAGGAAGAAUGGGCACAAUGGUAUGCAUAACAGGUGUCAUAGAUGAACACGCUAUAGGGCGUGGCAAUGGAAAGUGUAUGUGUAAAUCAUUCUAGCUUGUGACAGCACCAAGACAAAUUUAUCAUAUUGUUAUAUAAAUUUGCUUUAUGCAUUUUAUUUUGGGCCUGGGGUUUUUCAGAGUUUUUUUAGCUCAUUGAGUUUUAUCUAUGUUUUUUCAUCCUGGGCGUACACAUUCAUUCGUAUAAGAUGAGCGAAUGUGAUUGACCAAUCAUUUGUUUUUUAGGAUAAAUAUGUAUGAGCAUUUGUAUCAAUGAUUUGAUGUUAUUUGUAUAUGUUCUCGUUUGUGUUUCAUGACAACUUGGCAAGUAGAAUGGUCGACUCUAGUCGUCCCACAAGGGGGGUUUUGCAAAAGUCUCUCACAGUUUUUCCAGAGUUUUUUGCUCAUCGAGUUUUACCUCUGGUUUUUUCAACUGGUCUGACUUGUCGCAUAAUAUAGGAUAAGAGGUCGGUUCAUUUGUCACUGUUACUCUACAAUACACGAUGUAUGUUAUGUCAUUAUAGAUUCCUAAUAUCUAUCAAGAACGGUGUUCUGCAAGUUCGAUAUUUGUUUUAUCAUGUACAAUAAAAACGGUCGGUCGGCUCCUAGUCGUCCCACAAGCUAUCCCUCAA
Molecule: messenger RNA, 2947 nt
Organism: Lytechinus pictus (painted urchin)
Lineage: Eukaryota; Metazoa; Echinodermata; Echinoidea; Temnopleuroida; Toxopneustidae
Exons: 2
Coding region: 90-1373 (427 amino acids)
Biological process (GO): DNA integration; DNA recombination
Molecular function (GO): DNA binding
Source: RefSeq, a predicted model, not a curated record